AUGUCCCCGAGUACAGGCUCGCGUCACCCGGGCGGGUCCGGUAGCAGCUUAUCGGAGCGCGGACUCCUCAUGCUGGUGCUCCUGGUCCUCCUGGUGGUCUCCGUCCUGCCUCUCGGAGCCUCCAGCUCCCCCGACGUGGGUCACGGAGAUGAGUCGAACGACCAUAACGUGGAGAAGGAGCACCACCGCAACUUUACCAAAAAGCCUUUCCCGGUGCUCAGUUUCGAGUACAAACACAUCCAGACCCCCUUCGAGAUCUCAUUAUGGGUCCUACUGGCGUCUUUGAUGAAAUUAGGAUUUCACCUCAUUCCUCGCUUGCCUGGAAUCGUGCCUGAAAGUUGCCUGCUCAUUCUGGUGGGCUUGCUGGUGGGCGGACUUAUCAAACUAGCUGGCCAGAAGGUGCCCCCGGUGCUGGACUCCAACUUGUUUUUCUUCUGUCUGCUUCCGCCCAUCAUCCUCGAUGCCGGCUACUUCUUACCCAUCCGCCCCUUCAUGGAAAACCUGGGCACCAUACUGAUGUUCGCCGUGGUAGGCACGCUGUGGAACGCCUUCUUCAUUGGUGGGCUACUGUACGCCGUCUGUCAGAUCCAGCCCAACAACCCUUCGGACCUGCACUCGUUAGAUAUUCUGGCCUGCCUGCUGUUUGGCUCCAUUAUUUCCGCCGUGGACCCCGUAGCUGUGCUGGCCGUGUUUGAGGAGAUUCAUAUAAAUGAGCUGCUGCACAUCCUGGUGUUUGGCGAGUCGUUGCUCAACGACGCCGUCACUGUGGUGCUGUACCACCUCUUCGAAGAGUUCUCAACUGUGGGCAAGGUGACGGUGCUCGACGGCGUGCUGGGCGUCAUUUCCUUCUUAGUGGUGGCAUUGGGCGGUGUCCUGGUGGGCGCGAUUUACGGCAUCCUGGCGGCGUUCACGUCACGCUUCACGUCGCACACACGCGUCAUCGAGCCACUUUUUGUGUUCGUGUACAGCUACAUGGCCUACCUGUCGGCCGAGAUGUUCCACCUGUCGGGCAUUAUGGCAUUGAUAGCAUGCGGGGCGGUGAUGCGGCCAUACGUGGAAGCCAACAUCUCCCACAAGUCGCACACUACCAUCAAGUACUUCCUGAAGAUGUGGAGCAGUGUGAGCGAGACGUUGAUUUUCAUCUUCCUGGGCGUGGCCACUGUAGAUGGCAAGCACCAUUGGAAUUGGACGUUUGUCACUGUUACCGUCAUUCUGUGCUUGGUGGCACGGGUCAUAGGUGUGGUGGGGCUGACGUACAUCAUCAACAAGUUCCGUAUCGUCAAGCUGACCUCCAAGGACCAGUUCAUUGUGGCCUACGGUGGACUGCGUGGGGCCAUCGCCUUCUCCCUUGGCUUCUUGCUGAAAAAGGAACACUUUCCUCUAAGGAAUAUGUUCCUCACCACCAUCAUCAUCGUCAUCUUCUUCACAGUCUUUGUGCAGGGCAUGACCAUCAAGCCGCUGGUGGACCUGCUGGCCGUGAAGAAGAAACAAGAGGCCAAGCGAUCCAUUAAUGAGGAGAUCCACACUCAGUUCCUUGACCACCUCUUGACUGGCAUUGAGGACAUCUGCGGACAUUAUGGUCAUCAUCAUUGGAAGGACAAACUGAAUCGCUUCAACAAGAAGUAUGUGAAGAAGUGCCUGAUCGCCGGCGAGCGUUCUAAGGAGCCGCAGCUCAUCGCCUUCUACCAUAAGCUGGAGAUGAAGCAUGCCAUUGAGCUGGUGGAGAGUGGAGGCGGUUCCAAAUUGCCUUCUGCCAUGCCUUCUACUGUCUCCAUGCAAAACAUCCAGCCAAAGAAGCCGCAACCCCCCAAGCCCCAGGAGCGUGCUUUGCCUCAGCUCUCCAAAACCCGGGAGGAUGAGAUCCGGAAGAUUCUUCGGGGCAAUCUUCAGAAGACACGGCAGAGGUUGCGCUCCUAUAACCGGCACACCCUAUUGGCCGAUCCGGAUGAGGAGAACAUUGGUGAAUUCCUCCUCAAGAAGCAGAAAAUGAUGGCGUUGGAUAAAAAGAUCAAAGACAUGAAUAACUACUUGACGGUGCCCGCCGCUCCCCCCGACUCGCCGACCAUGUGCAGAGCCAGACUGGCCUCAGACCCUCAAGCCUACAGCAUGAAGCCAGCGUUGGACAGCGUUCCCACCAUCCAGGUGGACCUGGCUUCCCCCCAGUCACCUGACUCGGUCAACGUCUUGGAUGAGUUCCAUCAGCAGGCGGCGGCAGAAGGCGAGGACGACGGCGGUCUCACCAUGAUACCGCCCGCCGCGCCCAAAGAGCGGCAUAAGGAGGAAGAGCUUGACGCCAGCGCUCGAGAAAAGCUGCUGAGGUGCCUGAGUGACCCCGGGCCUCACGCCGAGGACGAAGACGAGGAUGAACCCUUCCUGCCUUAA
Messenger RNA from Nerophis lumbriciformis (worm pipefish), 2382 nucleotides. The record is from RefSeq and is a predicted model, not a curated record. NCBI's taxonomy places the organism in Eukaryota, Metazoa, Chordata, Actinopteri, Syngnathiformes, Syngnathidae.